Orycteropus afer afer is the source of this 688-nucleotide messenger RNA. RefSeq names its product peptidylprolyl cis/trans isomerase, NIMA-interacting 1 (gene PIN1). The record is from RefSeq and is a predicted model, not a curated record. NCBI's taxonomy places the organism in Eukaryota, Metazoa, Chordata, Mammalia, Tubulidentata, Orycteropodidae. Gene Ontology annotation, cellular component: cytosol; nucleus. Gene Ontology annotation, molecular function: peptidyl-prolyl cis-trans isomerase activity; protein binding.
UGGGUUGCCCAAUGAGCGUCGCCUCAUAGCCCCGAUGCGGGGUCACCCGAGCCAAUCGGCGGCGGUGGAGGGCGGGCGCGGGAGACAUAGGCGGUGCGGCGGAGGCGGAGCGGGCGCUGCGGCAGGAGGGAAGAUGGCGGACGAGGAGAAGCUGCCGCCGGGCUGGGAGAAGCGCAUGAGCCGCAGCUCAGGCCGGGUGUACUACUUCAAUCACAUCACUAAUGCCAGCCAAUGGGAGCGGCCCAGUGGUAAUAGCACGAGUGGUGGCAAAAAUGGGCAAGGGGAGCCAACCAGGGUCCGCUGCUCGCACCUGCUGGUCAAACACAGCCAGUCACGGCGGCCCUCGUCCUGGCGGCAGGAGAAGAUCACCCGAACCAAGGAAGAGGCCCUGGAGCUGAUCAACGGCUACAUCCAGAAGAUCAAGUCAGGAGAGGAAGACUUUGAGUCUCUGGCCUCACAGUUCAGCGACUGCAGCUCGGCCAAGGCCCGGGGAGACCUGGGUGCCUUCAGCAGAGGCCAGAUGCAGAAGCCAUUUGAAGACGCCUCAUUUGCGCUGCGGACAGGGGAGAUGAGUGGGCCCGUGUUCACGGAUUCCGGCAUCCACAUCAUCCUGCGCACCGAGUGAGGCCGGUGGCAACCGGGCCUGGUCUGCAAGGUGGGCGGGGCGCUGGCCCACCCAGCUCUCCCU